Trichobilharzia szidati is the source of this 605-nucleotide messenger RNA. NCBI's taxonomy places the organism in Eukaryota, Metazoa, Platyhelminthes, Trematoda, Strigeidida, Schistosomatidae. The record is from the annotation of a GenBank genome assembly.
UGUCCAUGAAGUCAUGGAUUUUGCGCAUGAGAAAUUCAGCAAAGUGCUCCUGUAUAAUGAUAUUAAAAACAUGCGAGCUAUGAUGAAUAAACGUAAGUCGUAUCAAAAUAAAUGGGACAGUAGAGUAGAAAUCGGUAGUUUAGAAGACCUUCUUCAUCGACUGAGGCAGACAGGUCCAGUUAGUGUUCUGCAGGACAAUGCAGACUUUGUAUCGAAAAUUAUUUUCGCGCGUAAUGAUAUGAUAGACCUCUAUCAUAAGUUUCCAGAAGUAGUUGGAAUUGAUUCUACCUAUAAAACGAAUAAGAUGGGAUGGCCUUUAUAUCAGUUUGUUGUGACUGAUGGAUUCGGAAGAGGAAGGACUGUUUUGUUUGCUGUUACUAGGAGGGAACGGUUUGCAGAUAUGAAGGAGAUAUUGCAAACGUUUAAGGGAUUUAUGGGUGAUAUAUCGAAAACACAAACAUUCACUGUCGACUGUGCAACUGCACAGAUCAAAGCUAUAAAGGAGGAAUUCCCCAGGUGCAGCAUUAUUUUAUGUCUUUUCCAUGUAUGCCAGGCAUUCAGAAGGAGGGUAAGUUUCAUUCCCAUUAACUAACAUAGCGAAAACA